CUCCGUAGCUUGUGGUGGUCGGAACAUGGAGAACUUCUCACUUCUCAGCGUCUCUAGACCUCGAAUCUCUUCCUCUGCCCUGAGUGCUUUUCCUGACAUUAUGUCCUCACUUGCCACCAGCUUGCCAGGAAAAGAACGCAGCAGGAACGGAUGUCUUGGCCUGUUCUUCCCAUCCCCUCAUCAACCGUGGCCUCUCAGCCACCGUCAAGACUUGGGGAACGCCCAGAAUGGGGAGCAGCUGAGGCGAAACUGCACCAUCUACCGGCCCUGGUUUUCCCCUUACAGCUACUUCGUAUGCACAGACAAAGAGAGCCACUUGGAGGCUUAUGGGUUCCCAGAGGUGGACCGGGAAGAGGGCAGAGGCGACAACUGCCUUAUUGAGGAUGUGGCUGAGAGUGUCUGCUCGUCUUCCUCCUCCCAAGAGAACACGUACCCCAGGGAGGCCAACAAGAAAUCCAAGCAUGGUUUGGAGUCUAUUACAUCCCAGGACAUCCUAAUGGCUUCCAAGUGGCACCCAGCCCAACAGAAUGGCUACAAGUGUGCGGCCUGCUGUCGCAUGUACCCCACUCUGCACUCCCUCAAGAGCCACAUCAAGGGGGGCUUCAAGGAGGGCUUCAGCUGCAAGGUAUACUACCGCAAGCUCAAGACUCUCUGGGGCAAGGAGCAGAAGGCCCGGCCAGGAGAGAGGCUCUCCUUGGUCAGCUGCCAGGCCUUCAAGUAGUCUGCCGACACCUCAGGUAAAUAGGGAUGAGGCCUACUUAUGCCUCUGGAGAGGUAACAAUAAAUUGAAGUUAGUCAUAGUA
Molecule: messenger RNA, 803 nt
Organism: Peromyscus maniculatus bairdii (prairie deer mouse)
Lineage: Eukaryota; Metazoa; Chordata; Mammalia; Rodentia; Cricetidae
Source: RefSeq, a predicted model, not a curated record